Ambispora leptoticha is the source of this 1050-nucleotide messenger RNA. Lineage: Eukaryota; Fungi; Glomeromycota; Glomeromycetes; Archaeosporales; Ambisporaceae. The record is from the annotation of a GenBank genome assembly.
AUGCCACGAAUUCAAAUUAACAACCAACGUCUGAAUCGAAGAGAAAACUUUGCUAAUGAACCUUCUGUUUGCCAGGGAACACCAAACACAACCCACAACGACUUGACAAAUUCUUUCGUUCAACAUCGUUCCACAUUUCGUCCUCCCUCCGUCUCCACCAUCUUAUCUUUUGCUAAUAAUGAUGACAACGACGGCAACAAUGACCUAGCACAUGUCAAUCAAGAGUUUAUGGAUGAACUGUUAUCCAAAAUUGAACCAACCUACAAACAUAAGGUUGAAGAAUGCAUCAGUCUUAGCCUUCAUGAAUUAAUCACACCAAAAGCUAAGUCAAGAAAAGGGAAAACGCCACGACCUCAGAAUCCAUUUGUACUUUAUCGACGGGAUAUCCAAGCCAAACUUAUUCAAUUGCAUGGAAAGGAAAUUGGUGGUGAUUUGGCCACAAUAUCAAGAGUCGCUUCGGAUUAUUGGAAAAAUGAAAAAGUUGACGUUAUCCGAAUUUUUGAAUUUAUUGCGAACCUUGCAAAAGAUGUCCAUGAAAAAGUUUUUCCAAAUUAUGUGUACAAACCAAGGAGAAGGCGGUCUAAAGGUCCAGUUUACAACAUGGACGAGGAAGAAAGAGAGUUGCUUCUUAAUGUCACUCAAAAUUACCAGAAUAUUUACCCUUAUACGUUCUCAUACGUGAAUUCUCAGUAUAAUCAUUAUCCUCAACAUAGGUCUUCAAUGUUUAAUUCCACUUCACAUGUAAGUUCAAGCUUACAUAAUUCUCCUUCUUCUCGAACACCUCCUGCACCAUCCCCUACACGCAAUUUUCUUCUCUUACCUCCUUUGAAAAUUAAUUCUCACACCGAAAAAGAAAUUAAUCUCCCUCCAAUAUCACAGACUGAUGAUUCCAAUAAUAAUCGUAGUUGUAAAGAAAAUUUUUGUCAGCAUUUUCAUAAGCAAAUUUCUGGUCCAUCUUCUCCAUCUCCUCCUGUCAUGCCACAGGUAUCUUCUGCUCCCACUUGCUCUUAUGAUCGUGGUGUUAUUCGCACCUUAAAUUCAUUUUUUUAA